Messenger RNA from Lonchura striata (white-rumped munia), 614 nucleotides. RefSeq names its product dynein light chain 1, cytoplasmic. The record is from RefSeq and is a predicted model, not a curated record. Gene Ontology annotation, molecular function: dynein intermediate chain binding. Gene Ontology annotation, biological process: intraciliary retrograde transport; motile cilium assembly. Gene Ontology annotation, cellular component: cytoplasmic dynein complex. Lineage: Eukaryota; Metazoa; Chordata; Aves; Passeriformes; Estrildidae.
UGGGGGGCGGGCGCGCGCAGGGGGCGGGGCAGAGGCGCUGCGAGGCGCGCACGGACCGGAGCGCAGCGCCGUCCGCUCUGCAGCGCCCCAACGGCAAUCAUGAGUGAUCGAAAGGCAGUGAUCAAAAAUGCGGACAUGUCAGAAGAGAUGCAGCAAGACUCGGUGGAGUGUGCAACUCAAGCCUUGGAGAAAUACAACAUUGAGAAGGACAUCGCUGCUCACAUAAAGAAGGAAUUUGACAAGAAAUACAAUCCCACGUGGCACUGCAUCGUGGGAAGGAAUUUUGGCAGCUACGUGACUCACGAGACCAAGCACUUCAUCUACUUCUACCUCGGCCAAGUCGCUAUUCUUCUUUUCAAGUCUGGCUAGAACCAUGGACUGUUACUGAAACUUGCACCUGGGUACAGGACUGCACACUGAUUCCCACCUUCAGCCUUCCUGGGGAAACACAUCUUGAUCUUCAGGUCUUUUGUUGUAUUGUUAAUGGUCAGGGAUUUUGCUGUAGCGGCUGGUAUUUUCAUUGUGGCUAUAUAGAAAAGCAAAAAUGUCUUCCUUGUAUUUAUUUUCUUUCAAAAGAUGGCUUCUUUGCUAAUAAAACCGUUGGAACAAGUUUA